CUCAGAGCGGAGAGUUUAAGAGAAACAGGCCCUAGACGCCGGGGCAGAUCGGGGCUUGGAGUUCUCUUGGCGUCGCACGGGCCCAGCGUGCACCAUCUCCAAGCACCCCCUUUUGCCCUCCCGGCGCUCCCAUGGCACAGUUCGUGUUCGAGAGCGACCUGCACUCUUUGCUUCAGCUGGACACGCCCAUCCCCAAUGCACCCCUUGCGCGCUGGCAGCGCAAGGCCAAGGAAGCGGCCGGGCCGGCCCCCUCCCCGAUGCGGGCCGCCAACAGAUCCCACAGCGCCGGCAGAACCCCAGGCCGGACUCCUGGCAAAUCUAACUCCAAGGCUCAGACCACUCCUAGCAAGCCUGGCGGUGACCGCUAUAUCCCCCAUCGUAGUGCUUCCCAGAUGGAGGUGGCCAGCUUCCUCCUGAGCAAAGAGAACCAGCCUGAAAACAGCGAAACGCCCACCAAGAAGGAGCAUCAAAAAGCCUGGGCUUUGAAUCUGAACGGUUUUGAUGUGGAGGAAGCCAAGAUCCUCCGCCUCAGUGGAAAACCACAGAAUGCCCCAGAAGGUUACCAGAACAGUUUGAAAGUACUCUACAGCCAAAAGGCCACGCCAGGCUCCAGCCGGAAGACCUGCCGUUACAUUCCUUCACUGCCAGACCGCAUCCUGGAUGCUCCUGAAAUCCGAAAUGACUACUACCUGAACCUUGUGGAUUGGAGCUCUGGGAAUGUACUGGCUGUGGCACUGGACAAUAGUGUGUACUUAUGGAGUGCGAGUUCUGGUGACAUCCUGCAGCUUUUGCAAAUGGAGCAGCCUGGGGACUAUGUAUCCUCUGUGGCCUGGAUCAAAGAGGGCAACUAUUUGGCUGUGGGCACUAGCAAUGCUGAGGUGCAGCUCUGGGAUGUACAACAGCAGAAGCGGCUUCGAAACAUGACCAGUCACUCUGCUCGAGUAAGCUCCCUAAGUUGGAACAGCUAUAUCUUGUCCAGUGGUUCACGCUCCGGCCACAUCCACCACCAUGAUGUUCGGGUAGCAGAGCACCAUGUGGCCACAUUAAGUGGCCACAGUCAGGAAGUAUGUGGGCUGCGCUGGGCCCCAGAUGGACGACAUUUGGCCAGUGGUGGCAAUGAUAACAUAGUCAAUGUGUGGCCUAGUGCUCCUGGAGAAAGUGGCUGGGCUCCCCUGCAAACAUUCACCCAGCACCAAGGGGCUGUCAAGGCUGUUGCAUGGUGUCCCUGGCAAUCUAAUAUCCUAGCAACAGGAGGAGGCACAAGUGACCGUCACAUUCGAAUCUGGAAUGUCUGCUCUGGAGCCUGUCUGAGUGCUGUGGAUGCCCAUUCCCAGGUGUGUUCCAUCCUCUGGUCUCCCCACUACAAGGAGCUCAUCUCAGGCCAUGGCUUUGCCCAGAACCAGCUGGUUAUUUGGAAGUACCCAACCAUGGCCAAGGUGGCUGAGCUUAAAGGUCACACAGCCCGGGUCCUCAGUCUGACUAUGAGCCCAGAUGGGGCCACAGUGGCAUCAGCAGCAGCAGAUGAGACCCUUCGGCUCUGGCGUUGCUUUGAGCUGGACCCUGCUCGGCGAAAGGAGCGGGAGAAGGCCAGUGCAACUAAAAGCAGCCUCAUCCACCAAGGCAUCCGUUGAAGACAAACCCAUCACCUCAGUUUUGUUCUGGUUUUUUUUAUUAUUUUCUAAUAAAGUAAUGUCUCCCUUU
Messenger RNA from Perognathus longimembris pacificus (Pacific pocket mouse), 1701 nucleotides. It is a transcript of the gene Cdc20, whose product is annotated as cell division cycle 20. Lineage: Eukaryota; Metazoa; Chordata; Mammalia; Rodentia; Heteromyidae. The record is from RefSeq and is a predicted model, not a curated record. The transcript has 11 exons. Gene Ontology annotation, biological process: anaphase-promoting complex-dependent catabolic process; positive regulation of anaphase-promoting complex-dependent catabolic process; positive regulation of ubiquitin protein ligase activity. Gene Ontology annotation, molecular function: protein binding; ubiquitin ligase activator activity; anaphase-promoting complex binding. Bases 132 to 1631 code for a protein of 499 amino acids. Gene Ontology annotation, cellular component: anaphase-promoting complex.